ACGCACCUCUUUUUUUUCUUUCCAAGGUCAAGUUCCUCGGUUUCUGGAAUUCUGAGGUUGGCGGGGUCGAUCGGACGGGCGAGUGAUCUUGGUUCGAGGCCACGAGAUCUCUUUAGUCCCGGAUGAUGCUCCUUGCAAGCGUGCGGAUCCUUGACCGACCAGGAUCAAUGGGCGCAACGUCAUGUAGUCACGUGGCCUCGCCUUUUCUUCCCAGAGUAACUGACGGUUCAACGUCGCCCGAAAAUGGACAAGUCAAGAAUAAAAAUGCUAACUAGAUGUCGCUUUUGCUUGGCCCGCUGUUGGUAGCCCCUCAUUUCUCGCGAUGCUUCUGCGGAGAAUAACGCCGAUGGUGAAUCAGCUCCGUGGCAGCAAGCAGUUACACCGGUUUUCGACCGUCUUCGAGGCAUUUGUCCUUCGAUUGCGAUACGCGGAUGAUGAGAUCGACUCAAGGUUUUUUUUGGUGUCGCCGUGCUGUGCACACCUGAUAUGAAGACCAUGCCAUUUUCAAGCGCUUGCUGCUGCUACCCAAGAGCGCUUUUUUUGCUCCAGAUGACCAAGUUCUGUGCGGAAGAAAGGAAAAGCACUCAUGGAUAUGACACGUACGGUGAGAAAUGAUGUCUAUAUAAAUCCUCAAUAAAGCCUUUCCAGAGAUUCUUGUUCUUCAGAGAUACUCGGGAAGAGCUUUUGUAUCUUCAGAUCGAUCCACUGUCCAAAACUUGGGACAAAGCUAUCAACAUGAAAAACUUUCUCCUUAUUCUUGCAUUAAACGUCCUUGCUCUUGCUGCUCCAGUGGUUCAGGAACACAAGCGUCAGAUUACUGACAAUGAGUUCUUGGAUGGUCCAUGUAGAGACAUCAUCUUAUUCUUCGUACGAGGGACAUUUGAACUCGGCAACAUGGGUCUCAUCGUUGGGCCACCGUUGUCGGCUGGGUUGAAGAAUAAUUUUGGUGAUGACCGCGUUGCGACCCAAGGAGUGGAUUACGCCGCUGGGGUCGCCACCAACUUUUUGCCCGACAAUGCGGACCCCGUCGGGGUUGCAAACAUGCAGAAUCUUUUCAAUGAGGCGGCAACGCGGUGUCCAAACUCCGUAGUGGUUGCAGGCGGCUACAGCCAGGGAGCUGCUAUUACCCAUGCAGCCAUCGCAGGCCUCUCCGACUCAGUCAAAAGCCAGAUCGUGGGCGUGACGUUGUUCGGAGAUACGCGCAAUGAGCAGGACCAUGGAUCAAUCGAAGGCUAUCCACAGGAUGACCUCCUGAUCAUUUGCAAUCCAGGGGAUUUGGUCUGUGAUGGAACACUGAUCAUUACACCAGCACAUUUACUCUAUACGCCGCGAGUUCCUGAAGCUGUUGCGUUCUUGACAGAGAAGAUAAACGCGGCUGGUGUGUGA
Messenger RNA from Verruconis gallopava, 1386 nucleotides. RefSeq lists its product as uncharacterized. Lineage: Eukaryota; Fungi; Ascomycota; Dothideomycetes; Venturiales; Sympoventuriaceae. The record is from RefSeq and is a predicted model, not a curated record. The transcript is spliced from 3 exons. Gene Ontology annotation, cellular component: extracellular region. Gene Ontology annotation, biological process: carbohydrate catabolic process. Gene Ontology annotation, molecular function: cutinase activity. Bases 736 to 1386 code for a protein of 216 amino acids.